UUGCUUGGGUUUCCUAGCACUUAUCUUAUGAGGAAAUUGGACCAUCCUAGACGAUCCAAACGCCAUGCCUCACAUUUGACCAAACGUCUAUCAGAUGAUAAAAGGGUAAUCUGGGCAGAGCAACAGAUUGCUAAAAAACGUGCUAAACGUGAUUUUUUUCGAAGCCGAAGAAAUCAAAACAAUAUGAUUAUGGACGAAAAUGAACAUCGAUUUGAAGAUGACCUCUGGGGACAUCAAUGGUACUUGCAUGACACACGAAACAUGCCUGACUUACCUGAAUUAGACCUACACGUCACUAAAGUUUGGGAUAUGGGAUACACCGGAAAGAACGUAGUCGUAACUGUGAUGGACGAUGGUUUGGAGUGGAACCACACAGAUAUAAAGAAAAAUUAUGACCCCAAAGCCAGCUGGGACACAAAUGAUAAUGAUCCAGACCCCUUUCCUCGAUAUGAUGAAUUUGAUUCCAACAAUCACGGAACUCGCUGUGCUGGAGAAAUUGCAAUGGAAGGAAACAAUUACAAGUGUGGAGUUGGUAUUGCAUACAACGCAAGAAUUGGGGGUAUUCGUAUGUUAGACGGACCUGUGACUGACGCGGUAGAGUCAGUAUCUCUGGCUUACAAUGUGGACUACAUUGACGUUUACAGCGCAUCCUGGGGGCCAAAUGAUGAUGGGAUGACAGUGGACGGCCCGAAGCGGCUUGCAGUCGAAGCUUUAGAGAAAGGAAUUUUUAAAGGACGGGGCGGCAAGGGUGUUAUCUACGUGUGGGCUGCUGGUAACGGUGGAUCAAGAUCCGACAACUGUAACUGUGACGGCUACACUAGCUCCAUCUAUACUUUAUCGAUAGGUAGCGCAAGUCAGCAAGGCCAAUUUCCGUGGUAUGGUGAAAGGUGUGCUUCAACAUUAGCUGUGACGUAUUCAAGUGGAGCAUACUCGGACCAGAAGAUUUCUACGAUUGAUAUUCACAAUGGAUGUACGACUGAUCACACAGGGACAUCAGCAUCAGCGCCUCUAGCAGCUGGAAUAAUUGCUUUAGUACUUGAAGCCAAUAAAAAUCUCACCUGGCGGGACAUGCAACAUCUGGUGGUCUGGACGUCUGACUACGAGCCUGUAAAAAGCAAUAUUGGCUGGAAGAAAAACUCCGUUGGUCUGAUGUUCAACAGUCGUUUUGGGUUUGGAGUAAUGAACGCAGAGUCACUUGUCAAGGCUGCUGUGAACUGGAAGAAUGUCCCUCAGAAGGCCAUCUGUAGUUCGACCACUUAUACGAGUCUACCCGUAAGCAUCGUUUCGAACCAGGCCGUUUCUGUUGCGUUCGUCACUGAUGCCUGUAAAGACACCGACAACGACAUUAACUACUUGGAGCACGUGGAAGUUACCGUCGAUAUUGAGUACAACAACCGUGGAGCUUUGGACAUGUUCUUGUUCUCACCUUCAGGUUCGGUCAGUAUGUUACUAUCAAGAAGACAAAAGGACACUUCAUCACUCGGGUUCCGAAACUGGACUUUCCUCACUGUCCACUUAUGGGGAGAAAACCCGAAAGGCAACUGGUCACUUCUUGUCCGUGACAAGUACGGUGAAAACUACCACGGAUACAUCAAGAAUGUUACUCUGACAUUCCACGGAACUCGUGACCAGCCAGACCACAUGAAGAACGGAUCUAGGAAAUAUGCCAAUGAAAGAGACGUAGCAAACGUUAUUGAUAAAAAAAUGGAGUACGAAGAAGAGGAUGAGAAAUUCAUCACCGAAAAAAAGGAGAGAGACAACGUUUUAGAGGAACUGAAAAGUGCCCAUGGUGGAACAAUAGAUUGGAAAGACUUGAUUGGCUACCAGUUACGAAAGACACUUCGGGACGUUCCUAAACAGGCAUCUCUUUACAGAAGCCUACAACCUCUAUACAGUCUUCCUGAUUUGAUAAACGAAGAAUUUGAUAUAGACGACACACCACGUUCUCGAUACUAUGGGACCAGAACAUUUUGGUAAAGUAAAAUAAUCAAGUAAUUGCACAUAAAUACGAAAUGCACGGAUAACGGGCACCAAAGGAUUCAAAUAACGCUAAUUGAACUUGGAAAAAGAAACAUUUUGUUUUUAUUUUUGGAUUCUUGAGGACUGUAUAACCAGUCUAUUAUUUCUAGUCAUUAAAGCCUGUCUCAAAGUACAAAACUGUACAAAAAAGUAUCGGUAGUAAAAACAUUUUAUUCACACAAGUAAAACUUUUAAAGAAAUGCUAAAAAAGAAUAAUUUAUAAAAAUAAUUACUUCAUAAUUAACUCCAAAGAGGGCUAUCACUAAUUGUGGAAAUAUUUAGGUUAUCACAAGGUCACGUUUAAUGUAUAGAAGUGACAUAAAUAAAAAAUAUAUAUUAAAAUUA
Molecule: messenger RNA, 2364 nt
Organism: Limulus polyphemus (Atlantic horseshoe crab)
Lineage: Eukaryota; Metazoa; Arthropoda; Merostomata; Xiphosura; Limulidae
Product: neuroendocrine convertase 1-like
Exons: 14
Coding region: 28-1977 (649 amino acids)
Biological process (GO): protein processing
Cellular component (GO): trans-Golgi network; Golgi membrane
Molecular function (GO): serine-type endopeptidase activity
Source: RefSeq, a predicted model, not a curated record